Molecule: messenger RNA, 4626 nt
Organism: Lycium barbarum (goji berry)
Lineage: Eukaryota; Viridiplantae; Streptophyta; Magnoliopsida; Solanales; Solanaceae
Product: endoribonuclease Dicer homolog 2-like
Exons: 23
Coding region: 157-4374 (1405 amino acids)
Biological process (GO): siRNA processing
Cellular component (GO): cytoplasm; nucleus
Molecular function (GO): ATP binding; RNA binding; protein binding
Source: RefSeq, a predicted model, not a curated record
UAGAAGCUUAAAAUUUAAAAACCUCUACAUAUAGUCCCAGUGUGUCUCUCUUCACACUCACUCUUUCUUAUUCAUUCUCUCACUGAAAAAAAAAAAAAAACUGUUGGAAACAUUCUCUUCAAGAUUUUGCAAUACAACUCUAGCCAAUAACAAUCCAUGGAGCCAGCUGAUGUUGAAGUCUCGGAAAUCCAACAGCUCUCCGCUAAUCCUCUGCCUUUUGCAAGAAGUUAUCAGUUGGAAGCCCUGGAGACUUCACUAAAGCAGAACACCAUUGUUUACUUGGAGACUGGUUCAGGAAAGACCCUAAUAGCGAUAAUGCUUCUUAGAAGCUACGCGUACCUUCUUCGAAAGCCAUCUCCGUACAUAGCUGUUUUCUUGGUCCCGACUGUUGUUCUGGUGACUCAGCAAGGAGAUUCUAUCAGUAUGCAUACUGACUUAAAAGUCGGAACAUAUUGGGGUGAAAUGGGUGUUGAUUACUGGAAUGCUGCGACGUGGCAACAAGAAGUGGAAGACCAUGAGGUACUUGUUAUGACACCAGCGAUACUACUUGCUGCUUUGAGGCAUAGCUUUCUAAAAAUAGAAAUGAUAAAGGUUAUAAUAUUUGAUGAGUGCCACAAUGCACGAGGCAGACACUCCUAUGCCUGCAUAAUGAAGGAAUUUUAUCAUCGACAAUUAACCGGUGAGAGCGCACAACUUCCAAGAAUAUUCGGGAUGACUGCUUCCCCUAUAAAGUCUAAAGGUUCUGGCACGGCAGAUAGUUAUUGGCAAAAGAUUCGUGACCUCGAGAAUCUUAUGCAUUCCAAGGUAUACACGUGCGUAAGUGAAUCGGUUUUGGCGGAGUAUAUCCCAUUCUCAAAUAUGAAGCUAAAGAUAUAUCAAAAUGUGAAUAUUUCUUGCACAUUGUUUCAUAGUUUAGCUCAUGACCUUAAAAGGUUGAAAGAAAAGCAUGAACGCUCGAUUUCAAAGUCAAAUCUGUCUUAUAUGAGUGCUGGAUCUGCAACAAGAAGAUUAAGAAAACUUUAUUCGGCUUUCCUAUUUUGUCUGAGUGAGAUGGGUGCUUGGCUGGCUUUCAAGGCAGCUGAGUUUUUGUCCCGUGCAGAAAAUGAAUUCUUUUCAUGGGGAGAACUAGAUGUAUGUGCCCAAACAAUUGUUAGAGGUUUCAGUUUGGGUGCAUCUAAGGUUUUCUUGUCUCGCUUACCAUCUGGGUCACAUUGGUCAAUUGGUGGUGAUAUUCAGGCAAAUACGGAUGCUGGAUAUUUGACACCCAAAGUUACUUGUCUUAUAGAGUCUCUUCUCGAGUACAGGGACCUGAAGGAUUUGAGAUGCAUCAUAUUUGUUGAGAGAAUUAUUACAGCAAUCGUUCUUCGGUCUCUAUUGAAUGAGUUGCUUCCGGAACUAACUGGUUGGAGAACUGAGUACACAGCAGGGCAUACUUCUGUGGUGCAGUCACAGAGUAGGAAAACCCAAAAUAAAAUUGUCGAAGAAUUUCGCAAGGGUCUGGUGAACAUUAUUGUAGCGACAUCUAUUCUUGAAGAGGGCUUGGAUGUCCAAAGUUGCAACCUUGUCGUUCGGUUUGAUCCCUCAACUACUGUUUGUAGCUUUAUACAAUCUCGUGGGCGAGCUCGAAUGCAAAACUCCGACUUUCUUCUGAUGAUCGGAAGUGGGGAUUCUUCAACCCUCACUCGCAUGCAAAACUAUAUGGCUAGUGGGGAGAUAAUGCGGCAAGAAUCAUUACGUCAUGCUUCUAUUCCAUGUUCACCUCUAGACGAUGAAUUGCUUGUUGAACCUUGCUACAAAGUUGAAAGCACCGGAGCAGUUGUCACCCUCAGUUCUAGCGUGUCAUUGUUAUACUUCUACUGCUCUAGGCUACCUUCAGAUGGGUACUUUAAGCCCAAUCCUAGGUGUGUGAUUGAUAACGAAACAGAAACCUGCACCUUACAUCUUCCCAAAAGUUGCCCACUACAAAGAACUAUAAGUGUACAGGGGAAUGUCAAAAUAUUGAAGCAACUUGCAUGCCUGGAAGCUUGUAAAGAACUUCAUCACAUGGGUGCCUUGACUGACAAUCUUGUUCCUGAUAUUGUGGAGGAAGAAGCCAUCAACAAAGAAUUGGAAUGUCAAAUCCAUACUGUUGAAGAAUCAAAAUACUUUCCACCAGAAUUGGUUAGCCAUUGCGGCAAUGAUUCAGAAGCGGUGUACUACUGCUACCUGGUUGAGUUGGAACAGGAGUCAUACAACGAUUUCCCGCUUCAUGGGAUAAUACUUGCUGUUAGGAAAAGGCUCACGUUUGAUGAUGAAAUAUUGGCUUUUGACUUAGACGUUGAUAGGGGACGACGCUUGCAAGUACAAGUACAAUUAAAUUAUAGUAAAGUUGUUACGCUUACUUCUGAAGAGAUUCGACGGUGUCAGAGGUUUCAAGUCAGUGUCUUCAGAAUUCUUCUUGACCGUGAUCUGAGUAAACUGCAGGGUGCUUUGGCUGCUGCAGUUCAGUCGCCUAUUGGAUCUGCAGUUUCUGAUUAUCUUUUGCUCCCAUCUUUGGGUUCAACCCCUGAAAUAAAUUGGAAAUGUGUGAAUUCUUUGCUGUUUCCUUCUCAUGUUCUUGCGGAUAAGCAUAUGGAUUGCCGUUCUACACAAGGUAGCAAGCGCAGUGUGUACACCAAAACUGGGGUGGUAUGUAGCUGCUUGUUGGAGAACUCAUUGGUCUGUACACCUCAUAACGGACAUAUAUAUUGCAUUACCGGUUUUUUGGAUAAUUUGGAUUGCAACUCAUUGUUGGAUAUGAGAACUGGAGAAUCCUUUACCUACAAAGAAUACUACAAAAAACGGCAUGGGAUCAAGAUAUGCUUUGAAGGAGAACCACUUCUUCGGGGGAAGCAUAUUUGUAAAGUGCAAAAUUACCUUCAGAGAUGUAGAACUCAGAAGGCUAAAGAUUCAACUGAUUCAUCCGUUGAGUUGCCUCCUGAACUUUGUUCCCUCAUCAUGUCUCCUGUCUCUAUUUUUACCCUUUAUACCUAUUCAUACGUUCCUUCGAUCAUGCAUCGGAUUGAGUCCUUGGUUAUGGCCUCAAAUUUGAAAAGAAUGCAUUUGGAUGACUGCACUCUAAAUGUUUUUAUCCCAACCGCCACAGUUUUGGAAGCAAUGACAACAAAGAAAUGCCUCGAGAAGUUUCAUUUGGAAUCACUUGAGACACUUGGAGACUCUUUUCUCAAAUAUGCUGCCAGUAUACACCUGUUCAAGACUUACGAAAAUCAUCACGAGGGUCUUUUGACUGUAAAGAAAAACAAAAUCAUUUCCAAUGCUGCACUCUGCAGGCUUGCAAUUGCUCGUAAAAUACCGGGAUUUAUCCGUAAUGAACCAUUCGAUCUUAAAACAUGGCUCAUUCCUGGAGAUAAUUCUCAAGUUCACAAAUUCGACGAAGAAUUCCUGAUGCCGUCAGUAAAAAUUUAUAGUAGGGGAAAGCUGAAGAUUAAAAGUAAGAGAGUAGCUGAUGUGGUUGAGGCUCUAAUAGGUGCCUACCUCAGCUCGGGCGGGGAAGCAGCGGCUUUAUCAUUUAUGAAAUGGCUUGGGCUGGACAUUGAUUUUGUUGAUGCACCUAUGCCAAGGCACUUCCCCAUGAAUGCUGAGAAGCUAGUCAAUGUUAGAUACUUGGAAUCCAUGCUACAUUACAAGUUCAAUGAUCCCUCUUUGCUUGUUGAAGCGCUAACUCACGGAUCUUACAUGCUUCCUGAGAUUCCACGAUGCUACCAGCGCUUGGAAUUUCUUGGGGAUGCAGUGUUAGAUUAUGUUGUUACAGCACAUCUCUAUUUCAAAUAUCCGGGACUGACUCCAGGACUCAUUACUGAUUUGAGGUCUGCCUCUGUAAACAAUGAAUGCUAUGCUCAUUCUGCAGUUAAGGCUGGCCUGCACAAGCACAUUCUUCAUGCCUCGCAAGAUUUGCAGAGGCAGAUAUAUGGUACUGUUGAGGAUUUCGAGAAAUUGGAUCUUGUGUCCACAUUUGGAUGGGAGGCUGAAACUACUUUCCCAAAGGUGCUUGGAGAUGUUAUUGAGUCCCUUGCUGGUGCGAUCUUUGUUGAUUCUAGCUUCAACAAAGAUACUACAUUUCAGUGCAUACGACCUCUUCUGGAACCGUUGAUUACACCUCAGACAAUAAAGCUCCAGCCUGUAAGAGAGUUAAGUGAACUAUGUGACCAGAAAGGUUAUAUAAAGAAGAAGAAUGUCGUCUCUCGUGAGAAUGGUGUGGCAUGUAUUACAGUUGAGGUUGAAGCAAAUGGUGUUGUUCACAAGAGCACGUGCUCGGGGCGAGACAAAAUAAUGGCCAAGAAGGUGGCUAGCAAAAAUGUGCUCAAGUCUCUGAAGGAAUGUGCAUCCAAUGCAUAGCAACAAUUUCUUUUCUGCAACUUCAAUUUACAAAAUCUCCAGAAUUGCUUAAAUGCUUGAAGAGGUUGUUGCAUUAAUAUAUCAUUAUCAGAGAUUCUUCAUUUUUAGCCCAAAGCAUUUAGCUUAUGUCCUUUGAUAAAUUCUCUAAGCUGUCUCUUCGUAUCCUUUCAUAUAGUGAGUGCUAAUACCAUGCUUGUUCAAAACAGUAAUGUUUUUCAUAGUUUGGUAGUCAACCAUUUAUUUGAUGUACAA